AUGAAGAUCGCUGCACAAAAGGUGUUCGACGUGGCGGAGCUUCUGGAGAUGAUCUUGUGCCAAUGCGAACCGUACCAGAUACGUCGCUUCAAGCGUGUCUCACGCAUAUGGCGGGAUAUGAUCGCUGGCUCCAAGGCCGUGCAACAGACGCAAGUCCUCCACGCUUGUUGGCGCGAGCACCACGAUGUUUAUGUGAACAACGCAAAUGACUUCUGGAACUUCGUAGAGGCCGACGAGAACAUCGCGAUUUACACCUCAACAGACUGGGUUCGCGUCAACCCGGCUUUUCGACAGCUGUCAGCCGAGCUCAACCAAUAUGUAAUCGACAGCUCGGCGUACCACAUCACCAUCGUCUUACCUACUGAAGGCAUGCCGAGUCAUAGCGAUGAAUAUGUCACACAUCCGCCUGUUGCACAGAUCACUAUUAGCACCUACCGCUGGGACCCUGUCCUAGAAGCCUGGGACACCCACUGUAAUGCCAAUAUCUGCACCGCUUACAACCCAACAGGCCUCAAAGUGAGCGAUCUCAUGGCAGCUCGUGAUACAAUGAGGUCUACGCAGUGGACUUGUUUCGGGCCAGAUCCCCAUCCGAUCGACGUCAUGGUACACGCAAGGCUACAGAUCCAUGGAUUCAACUCGAACUGCCAUUCCCAGGAAGACACGGAGCUGGACAAGAUGUACUUCCAGAGUUUUCUGCCACGAUAUCGCAAGCCUUACGAUGAAACGCGCUUCGAUUUCGAGAAGAUCAAGCAUAUGGACCGCAAGUUCGACUGGCACCUGUUCAUGGAAGUGGACUCCGAGCUGGAUACAAGUCAUUACAUGUGGGAGUUGUCAAGAUGA
Molecule: messenger RNA, 840 nt
Organism: Fulvia fulva
Lineage: Eukaryota; Fungi; Ascomycota; Dothideomycetes; Mycosphaerellales; Mycosphaerellaceae
Exons: 2
Coding region: 1-840 (279 amino acids)
Molecular function (GO): protein binding
Source: RefSeq, a predicted model, not a curated record